AUGGAAUUUCUCACCAAGCUUAAAUUCUGGGCAAAUCCCAUGUCUGGAGCUGACGCCAGCUCCGACGGAGAUUGCUUCUCUAAUAGUUCGGAAAAUUCCAACGAUGAAAAAACCGAUGAUGACGACUCUUUCUUUGAUUUGGUUUUCCAAUCGCCAGAUUCCAAUUCGAAGCCUCUGUCCCCAAUAGCUAUUCAGAGGACAGCUAUGAAAUUCAAAGUGUUCAUGUUGGGUUUGAAGAGAUCAUCAAAAUGUGACAAAACGGAGAUCAAUAGCGAAAAAACGAAGCGUGAUUCGGUAAAUUGCAGAGUGGAUGAAGUUCCGGUUUGUUCCUAUUUUACCAGAGAUAACAGCUUGAGAAGCAAAUUGCUUCAAGAAAUCUGUGAUGAAUCUUCAAUUAACCUUACGUCGAAGCAAUCUUCAAAGGAUUUUUUGCCCAAGUAUUUGAGGCUAAUCAAACCUCUGCAUAUUAAGGUUACGAAAAGGAAGAAUUGUAUUAUGAAUUUCUCGGUUUCCGUAACGCCGAACUCUUUUCCUACGGUGCCACCGGCUAAUUUAUCUCCGAUUAAGUUUCCCGAUGAGAGCAGAGUGGGUAGUUUUGUAAACAAACGUUUGACGAAAAGCCGAUCGGCUUCGACGGCAAUCAGAAUGACGCCACCGGCGGUGAACCGUAGGGACGAUUCCCUGUUGCAGCAGCAUGAUGGAAUACGAGGCGCCAUUCUUCAUUGCAAGAAAAGCUUCAACUCUUCAUCCAAAGAAUUUUCGCACUUAUCGAGAUCUUCAAGUUAUUCUUCGCACGAAAAAUUCAUCCAGCCGCGAAGGAAUUCAUGUGAAGAGCAGAAGAGAUGCAGCAUUUGA
This is a messenger RNA of Fraxinus pennsylvanica, 855 nucleotides long. Lineage: Eukaryota; Viridiplantae; Streptophyta; Magnoliopsida; Lamiales; Oleaceae. The record is from the annotation of a GenBank genome assembly.